Drechmeria coniospora is the source of this 1107-nucleotide messenger RNA. RefSeq lists its product as uncharacterized. The record is from RefSeq and is a predicted model, not a curated record. Lineage: Eukaryota; Fungi; Ascomycota; Sordariomycetes; Hypocreales; Ophiocordycipitaceae. Bases 1 to 1107 code for a protein of 368 amino acids. The transcript has a single exon.
AUGGCCUCCCUCGACCGCUUCCUUGUGCCGCCCGCGCACCACCUACCCCUCCUGCCACACCUAUGCGUCGUGCCGGCACUCCUGGCCGUGGCCACGGCCGUGGCACUCUUCGUACACUCGGACGUCAACGCGGCGCUGCUCUGGUCCCAGUGCCACGCGCGCGCGCGUCUCCCCCUCCUCACCGGGUCGAUCCCCGUCGUCGGCACGCCGCUCUGCUUCCUUCUCAGCUUCUUCAAGGAGGCGCUGGACUCGUCGCGCAGCAGGGCCGUCAUGGGCGUCGUGCUGGCAUACGUCGGCGCGCUGUUGACGGUGAGCACGCUCGAGGCCGCGCGCCGAUGCCACCGACGGGCCAUUGCCGUCAUCCGCCGACCCACCGGCUGGUGGCUGCUGUUCAACCUCAUCGGCGGCGCCUUUGUGUGGCAGCUCGUCGUCGUCCCGGCCUUUAUGCAUCGCGCAAAGGCCUGGUUCGCCAUCGCGGGCGCCGAGGAUGCCGAUGACGAUGCCGAUCUGACCGUGCCGGACGCCGAGGCGGUGGCCAUCCCUGUCGCCGUUGCGCUGGGCUUUUACCUCCCGGCCGCGCUCAUGCUCGCAUUCCACUCGCCCGCCACCAUCGGCGUCUGGUUGUUCUUCCCCGUCUACGUCUCCGUCAUCCGCCACGCGCUGCGCUGGAGCCUGGAGAGGAGCGGCCGAUUCGAGCGCGCGGCCGAGGCCAGCGAGCCCGCGACGGUCCGCGUCGAGUCGCGCCACGGACGCGCGGCCGCCGUCUACGGCCUCCCCAUCCUCUGCGCCGUCGUGGCCCACGUCUUCGCCCUGGUCAACCUGACAACGGGCGGCGACGACCGCAAGGAGAUGACGCGUUCGACCAUCACCUUCCUCGAGGUCGACACGCAGUUCGUCGCGCUGACGGUGCUAUACUGGGUCUUUGUCGAGGUCGGAUGGCGCGCCCCGCUGGCCAUGGUGUGCGCCGGCGUCGUCCUGGGUCCCGGCGCCGGCCUGUGCCUCGGCUGGCUGUACCGGGAGAAGCUGCUGCAGGCAGCUCUGGAUGGGCGGGAUGGGGAGGGCGUCGAGGACGAAGCGGCCGAUGAGCGCACGCGGCUGUUGCCGUGA